Lynx canadensis (Canada lynx) is the source of this 6277-nucleotide messenger RNA. It is a transcript of the gene MRPL37, whose product is annotated as mitochondrial ribosomal protein L37. Gene Ontology annotation, cellular component: mitochondrion; ribosome. The transcript is spliced from 7 exons. Lineage: Eukaryota; Metazoa; Chordata; Mammalia; Carnivora; Felidae. Gene Ontology annotation, biological process: translation. The record is from RefSeq and is a predicted model, not a curated record. Gene Ontology annotation, molecular function: structural constituent of ribosome. Bases 48 to 1319 code for a protein of 423 amino acids.
GGAAUAUGGCGGCGUCCAGGUGGAGGUCUUGAGGAAACUAAGUCGGGAUGGCGUUGGCGUCGGGGCCCGCGAGGCGUGCACUGGCUCGCCCUGGGCCGCUCGGUCUUGGGGGCUGCGGGACCCCGACACGCGGGGCGUACGAGUGGGGCGUGCGCUCCACGCGGAAGCCCGAGCCUCCUCCCCUGGACAGGGUGUACGAGAUCCCUGGACUGGAGCCCAUCACCUACGCUGGGAAGAUGCACUUCAUGCCCGGGCUGGCGCGGCCGGUCUUCCCACCCUGGGACCCUGGUUGGACGCACCCAAAGUUCCGCCGCCCAACCCCGAUUCACGAGCAGCCGCUGUACAAGGAUCGGGCCUGCUACGUCUUCCACCACCGUUGCCGCCUCCUCGAGGGUGUAAAGCAGGCCCUGUGGCUAACCAAGGCCAAAUUAAUAGAAGGCCUUCCCAAGAAAGUGCUUAGCCUUGUUGAUGAUCCAAAGAACCACAUAGAGAACCAAGAUGAACGCAUUCUGAAUGUGAUCUUUCACGCCCGUCUUUGGCACUCCACUGAAGACACCCCCAAGAGAGAGACCUACUGCCCAGUCAUUGUGGACAGUCUGAUACAGCUGUGUAAAUCCCAGAUUCUCAAGCAUCCCUCUCUGGCCAGGCGGAUCUGUGCCAAAAACUACACGUUAUCCACCACCUGGAAUCGAGAGUCUUUUCUCCUUCAGGUCCGUGGUUCUAGCGGAGCCCAACUGAAUACCAAGGAUCCGCUGCCCGCCAUCGCCUCCAAGGAGGAGGUUGAAGCUACUAAGAAUCAUGUUCUUGAGACUUUCUAUCCCAUAUCACCCACUAUUGAUCUUCAGGAAUGCAAUGUGUAUGAUGUGAAAGACAACACAGGAUUCCAGGAGGGCUAUCCUUACCCCUAUCCCCACACCUUAUAUUUCCUGGAGACAGCCAGUUUACGACCACACCGCCUUCAACCAGAUCACCUGCGGGCCAAGAUGAUCCUGUUUGCCUUUGGCAAUGCCCUGGCUCAGGCCCGGCGCCUCUAUGGGAGUGACACUAAAGUUUUGGAGCAGCCGGUAGUUGUGCAGAGCGUGGGCACCGAUGGACGUGUCUUCCAGUUCCUGGUGUUACAGCUGAACACCACAGACCUGGCCUCUAACGAGGGCGUCAAGAAUCUGGUCUGGGUGGACUCAGACCAGCUCCUCUAUCAGCAUUUUUGGUGUCGCCCAGUGAUCAAAAAGAAGGUGGUGGUGGAACCUGUUGGGCCGACUGGUUUCCAGCCAGAGACAUUCAGGAAGUUUUUAGCUCUGUAUUUGCAUGGUGCCGUGUGAGCCAAGGACCGCUCUGAGUCUGAAGCCCCCUUGCCCCUCCCGUGGAAGAUCCUGCAUCCAGGGCAGUGACUGCCCGGAGCCUGAGGGCUCCCUUGUCCCCUGGUCUGGAUGCCAAUAAAGAGCCCUUGAGAGGCACUGGAGCCUGUGCCCGGUGUGGGGUGCUGUCAGAAGGGUCGCCUGUGGCUGCGUGUAGGUGGCGUCCUGAGCAGGUGCUGUCCUGGCAGCCUGACUGCCUGACCUUAAGCUCAGCUCUGCCGUGGUCCAUUUUGACUUUAGAGAAGAGCCUUUGUCUCUUUGAGUUUCACCUUCUUCACCUGAAACUUGAGGAGAACGUGACCUCCUUGUUCUGAAGACUGUAGAUGGUGUGCACCUAGCAUCUGCCAUGUAAUAGGUGCUCUCUGACACUUGGGCGAUCUUACGGGACUCCUUGAAUUGUGGGCUCAUUCCAUAAUGACUGCGGGAAAUCUGAAGAGAGUAUUCAUUGUAGGUUUCUCCUUAGCAUCCGGGUUAAUGGAAUACAUCUGUGGUUCAGCUGGCCUCUGUUCACAUAGCAUCCAGGUCCUGCUCUGGGCCCGGCACCUUACACACCGCAUCCUAUUUACUCCUCACACCGCUCUUGCAAGGUCAGUGUUUCUGUAUUCACGAAAGAUGCUGGGUGCCUACCGUGUGCUGGGCCCUCAAAAUAAGGGACCUCAGAUAGUAUAAGGUCACCUAGGUCACACAGCUAGUGGUGUAGGUCACCGGGAAACUCAUCGAGACAAUCUGCAGGUGAGUUUGGGGAGGGCCUCAAGGACUAGCACCUUUGGGGAGUGGUGGCGGCAUUGCUGUGCAGAGGGCUCUGAGCCCGGUGACUGCACCUGAGGUCUCGGCCGGCUCCCGGUUCCGUGGGUGGCAAGGAGGUGAGCCUUUCUUCAGACGCCACCAGUCUGUCGCCAUGAUCGGCUGGCUAUACACCGCUCCCCUGCAUGGGAGAGACGGGUUGGGUAGCCUCCUUGGGCAGAGUGCAGUUCCCAAAGGGACUGGGCUGAGAGCUGUUCGCCACGGAAGCAGGUGGGCCUUCCCUGCUGCCUGCCAGAGGGCCUCUGGGGAGCGAGCUGGAGCAGCAUCACCGCCACCAGAGCUGGUAAAUGGCAAAGCGGGACGCCGGCCCUGUGUGUCUGGCCCCCAGGCUUGUACUCUGUCUGCUUCGCAGCUUGCCUUCUCGGCUUGGUGGGAUGGUGGCGACUGCUUUGAAGCCAGGCUGGGUGGGCCGAAGCCCCUGGAGUCCGGUGGGAGGCGGGGGUGGGGGCAAAGCCAGCCAACUCGGGCGUGGGAAGGAGGCUGCGAGUCAGCAGAGGCGAGGCCGCCAGUAGGUGACCUUGCAGCUCAAGGACCGCCCUGGGAGAAGCCGGUGCCGCAGGCCGGGCUGGGUGGCGGGCCCUCCUCACAACCCACCUUGAGUGAGCAGUCCUAGCGGCUGGCCUUGGUGUGUCCCCCGUGGAGCUCAGAGCUAAGCCCUGGGCGCCCACUGUGCUCUCAAGUCCCACGCACCUCAUGUGCAAGGUAAGGCAGGCGGGACUUGGUGGGUUUUAUCCUCCCUCUACAAAUGGGGAAACUGAGGCUCAGAGUAUGUAUAGUGUGAGGAGCUAGAAAGCUAUGUGAGGACAGCUGUCCUUUCCACAGAGAUGUAGCCACUUCUCCAAAUCUCAAAUGCCUGCUUCCCUCGGCCUCACCACCUGCAUCCAGGGUGGGCUUGCUGCCCAGAGUUAAGAGCCAGCCUGUCAACAGCAGCGCAGCCCCUUCUAGCUGUCACCCUCCCCCCGAAACACACGUGUGCGUCCAUGGGUUUCCUCAUCCCCAGCUGGGCCACCAUGGAAGACUAGGUCAGGACUGGGGACUGAGCCCUAAGGUUCCCCACUACAGACCUCUUCCGGGGGCAAUCCAGCCCAUUUUAUAAAUACCUGCUGUGUGCCUGGCCUCGUGCUGGGAACCAGAGACGCAGAAUGAGCCCUGGUCUCUGUUCUCCAGGAACUCCCAGUUUGCUGGCAGACACUGACAGCAGUUGGCCUCUGGAUCCACAGAAACAGGAAGUUGUGAAGGCCACCCACCUGGGCCCAUAGGUGACAGCAUGCAGGGGAAGGUGCAGGGGUGACUACUCAACAAACAUCCGGUUACUCCAUGAGAAACUGAGCGCCUGCUUGGCGAUUCUGGGGACACGGAACACUUGGAUGUCGGCUCCAGCUUUGAGGAGCCUAGCUGCUGGGGGCCACAGGCUGAGGGGUGGUGUGGGAAGGUGCUUGGUGUUCUUACCCUAUAAGCAGAGGUGUGCAGGGAGGUGCAAAGCAGGAUCCCACUGCAGGCUGGGCCCUUUCCUCCCUACCGGGGCACCCAUGAACUGGGUUCGCUUCCAGCCUGGCACCCCCAUACCGUGGCUCCCACCUGCCCGAGUCCUGCCUGGGAAUCCCAGGUGGCGGCAAGGGUAACGGGUGGCUGCUUGCUCAUCACCACCUCCUUUGCCCAGCACUGGGUUGGCACGUGGCAGAGGCUCCCUGCUGGUGGAACAGAAACUUCUUCAGAGCUCUGAGUGCAGGUCAGUCCCAGCCUGAGUAUCCUCUUCCAACGGUGAGGGCUGCCCAGUUGUUCAAAGGUGUCUGUGCUGAGGAAGAGCCUAGAAACCUGAUUCCAAGCUGAGGGAAGGGCAAAAUGCAAGCUUCUAGAUCCUCCCAUCACACCCAUUUGGACUCUGCACCUGCCCCAUAGGAGGAACAGUACCACUAACAGCUAACACUGCUGUUCGUACUACGUGCAAGGCAUGGUCUAAACCCUUCACAAGAGCCACCUCAUCCUCCCAACAACCUCAUGAGGUAGGUAAACCGUUAUCCCCGUUUAUAAAUGAGGUAAGCAGGGCACAGGUAGAAACUAACUCGCCCAUGUUCACAGUAAGUAGCGGUAAAGACAGGAUCGGAAAUUGGCAAUGUGUGUCUGGAAGGGUCAGACCAUGUAGAGAUGUACUGAGCUACGACACUUUCCCUCCCCUUCUGCGGGCCUGGAGCAAGGUCCCCAGAGCUCAAGGAAAGCAGAAAGUCCUACUUUCUAAAUGUUCAAAUGCCCCUGUCCCGCUGCUUACCUUGCCCCACCCAACCACCUUCCAGGAUGCAUUGGGGAAAGGCUAUUGUGAAAAUCCUCCAAGGGCUCCCCCUUGCCUUGGAGGGAAAACAACAAAAACACAAGACUGAAGCUCCGUGGGGCCCCCAGCCUAGGACCAGUGAAUCACUCCACCUGAGUGGGAAAGCCAGGUGUGGCUGCCACCCUCAGGGCCACAACUGGCACUGGCCAGUGCUGAUUCUCCUUGGAAAACACCAGGAAACUUUUCUACUCCCUGAAAAAUACAUUCUGGCAGUGCCCCCAAAUAUUUGACGUGACACUGAUGUCUCCCUUCCCAACCCACCUUCCCCAAAGGCCACUGCAACUGUGCACAGAAAAUGCAGAAUUCACAUGCCCAGGAAAACAGGGAGGACAACCUGAACACAAAACAAAAUCUUGUCAUGCACCGGGAACAGAAACUGUGCCCAAGCAGUCCACCUCACAUUUUGUAAUCAGUAUAAUAAUAAACUCCCACCCACGUUUGCCCCCAAACAUGUCAGGAAGGGCUGCGGAAAAAAGAUGUCCCUUUAAUAAAACGUUAUCAACAUAUAUCGUACACAAACUACAAUGUAUCAUAAUUACUUUUUUUUUCCUCUCUUAAUUCAGAACCAGACUACAAGGUAAGAAAAAACACAGAAACAGCUACAAUGUUCCCAAUAAUCCGCACAAGGUCUUUUUUCAGGCAGAUGGUAUCUCACAUAGUAUGAUAUACAUGGAUCAGGAAGGGGAGGGAGGAAAACAAACAGCAGCUACAGGGGAGCAGGGAGGAGGGGCUGUAAAUGUACAAAGAAUUCGGGUGUCUUCAGGGCAAGACACAGAGGUUCGAUGGGGGUAGUGAGGUGAGGGAGGCCAUGAGUCACCCCUCCUAGGAGGGGACAGGCUCCACUGUCGCAUUUGUCGGUUUUUGAAAAUAAAAACAGGACCGGAAACAGCACGUCUGUUUGGUUGUUGGUGUCCCCCGCCCCCCCAACAGCUAUUCCAAAGUCUUUCCAUCCAGUUCCAAGCGUAUACAGAGCAAUUCUGGUCAAUUCCCAUCUUUGAAAAAGAAGCAAGAAUCAAGAGAAAAAAAAAAAAAAAACCCAAAACAAAAGGAAACCCAAACUCCAGCCCUACAGUGCCCGCACACACGAGCACACACGACGAGGACGAUGCGAGCCAGGGCCACGGGGCGAGAACGCGGGGGUCACGGUUGCCAUGUCCCAGGUCAUAGCCAUCCUGUUGGGGGCGGCCUCCCCCACUGCGCUCCGUCCAGGCCACCACCCAGCUGGCAGGAUUCUCGCUGGGAAGACUGGGGUGGGGGCUGAGGAGAGGGCUGGAGCGGCAGGGAGGCCGGGCAGGGGAAGGUCCAGAAGAGAGAGAGGAGGAAGCAGUCCUGGGAACACAGUGCAUGCCACCGGGUCACAGCGAGUCUCCGCUGUGGCGGAGUCCUGAAAGCGGUCAGGUGGUCUGGCCCCUCGGGCCACAUACGGGAGGGGGUGGUUCUGGGGUCCCAGUUGUGCAGCUGCUGAGGCCACCUCGCCGGGAGAAACCAAGCGAAAACAAAACAGGUUCCCACCCCUUACUUGCCCAUCCGCACAAACCGAAAACCCCAAAUGGAGAAAGGGGACUUUCUUGUCUCUUUCCAAAAAAGGCCUUUUGAAAGAAACCACCGAUUGUAAACUGCCCAGUUUAUUAUUAUUAUUAUUAUUUUUAGAUGGCUACAAAGACAGCGUGAGAUCUCACACCUAGACUAGCUUUCCUGGUGGAAGGGCUUGGGUACAGACAGACAGCAGGGCUUUUUUUUUUUUUUUUUUUUGGUCCUUUUUUCUUUUUUUCUAUUUUUUUUUUUUUUUUUU